Hydractinia symbiolongicarpus is the source of this 2543-nucleotide messenger RNA. RefSeq lists its product as uncharacterized. NCBI's taxonomy places the organism in Eukaryota, Metazoa, Cnidaria, Hydrozoa, Anthoathecata, Hydractiniidae. The transcript has 5 exons. The record is from RefSeq and is a predicted model, not a curated record. The coding region runs from base 1148 to 2197 and encodes 349 amino acids.
CAUUCGACUUUUAAUUAUCAGGUCACAGGCUCGAGUAAACCCUGCGGAACACUUUGUUGUUUAUUGCGAAAUAUUGUCACGUUUGCUUAUAACGGAGAAGAAUCAUUGCAAAAGGAAAAAAAAAUUUUGGAAUAUCACUUUUUAUUGAAUAAUUUACGUUAAUAACAACAUUUUUCAGGGGGCGACGUUUGAAAGAAUUUGUAAUGUCGAAUAACAACUAGACGGAACACAGUAUAUCAACAUAGGGAAAAUAUCAAGAUGAAUAUCUGAAUGAACAAAACGCUGGAUUUAGUUUGCGGGUCCCGGGUACAAGGCUGUAUAAGCGUGUAAAUUAAAGUAACUAUUAUUUUUUCAAUAAAAUGAAACCGACAUGGUUGUUUAGAAGUCAAUCGGUUGUCCAAAGCCUUUUUGAUAUUCUUCAAUAUAUCUGUUUUCAUUUUUCUUGCUGCGUUAUGAAUGAGACGUGCCAUAAACACAAUGUGUAUUUAAACGCUGGAUUUGGUUGCAGGUCCUGGGGACAAGGUUGAUUAAGCGCGCAUAAAUGGAUGAGAGCUUAUAUCUUUUCUAUAAUAUGGAAACCAACUUUGUUGUUCAGACUCAAGCCCUUUUGUAUUCUUAUAUUUUGUUUACAUUUUUCUUGCUGUGUUUGCUAUUGUGAAUGAGAAGUGCUGUUAUAACUAUGUUGUUAAAUUCUUCAAAAAUGUCCUGGGAACGAGGUGGAUUUUUCUUGUAGUCUGAGGUCAACAACAAAAAAGAACUGGAGACAAAAUAAAGAAUAUUUUACCUCCUGUUAAAAAUAAAUUUGCAUUCUGCCUUUUCCCACAACAGAUGUCGAUUCACUCUCCACCAUCUAAUUUACUCCCUCCACCGUAUUGUCACAAUUUACUUGAACGAAUAUCAAUGGUGGAAUUUUCAACUUCUGUACUUGUUUAAAAAUAUAGAGUCAACAAGAAAAGUUAAUAUUGAUAUUGAAUGGUUGCUGUGUUGUUGGAUACGACUCGUUUAUUUUUAACUCCAGGUAUUCACGUUGCAUGUCUGUUGUGAAAGUUGAAGUUUUGUUAACAUCUGCUCGUUAAGAAAUAAAUUAUCGAUAUAGAGUAAAAACUCGAAUGUACAUAUUGAUAAACAUAGCGAAUUCGUUUCAAAAAUGACGGCUGCGUUAUCUGUCUGCCAUUUUUAUUUAACUGUCAAUUCUGUCAUGAUUUCACAACAGUUCAGUCAUUCUGCAAAUUACACCCUUUGUGAUUAUUACACUUACCGCAUUUCUAAAAAUAGCAGUAGCGUCUACAGGCAGUAUUAUGUUCUGGAAGUCAUAUGGUUAGCAAGUAUUUUAGCGAACAGUCAGAAGCCAACUGUUGAUUGCGAUAAAGAUUUUAUCGAUGUGAGAAUAGGUGACAUGUCUUUUCAAAGAUUCUGUUAUCCCAACCAACCUUAUCCACUGUAUUCACACAACCAACCAAUCAACAUUACACAUUACAGAUCACGUGAUACGCAAAUUAACGUUACCAUUACAACCAGGUUAAUAUACACGCAGAAUCGUUCGAUUGGAUAUAAAAACAGUUUUUGCAGAAACACGUAUCCUUCGACUUUACACGGAGUACUCUUCUCACCACGUUACCCGUACGGAUACAAAGCUGAUACGAAAUGCACGUAUAAAAUAAAAGUUGGGAAGAGAAAGAAAGUUGUGUUGACUUUUAUGGAUAUGAUGUUAAGUCCGUAUGGUUUUGUUUGCAAUGAGAGAGAUGAUAACAUCCGAAUAAAAGGGGCGUCAAACUACGACAUGCGAUUUGAAUACGCACAAGACGUUGACACAAAUCGUAAAUACAUCUGUGGCACGCAUGCGCCGUUCACAUUGGAAGUGGCAUCUUAUGAGUUUGUUCUUAUUCAGUUUAAAUCAUCUUACUCGACAGUUAUUCACAGAGGCUUUGUGGUUGGCUUUCAAACUAAAGAUUACGAGGGCACAAGUUAUUCACGUGAGCAAGUGGUGGUGGCGCUAAUAGCCACAGCGGUGGGCGUAGUUUUUAUUUCCAUCCUGGCCGUUAUUGCUUACUUUAUCAAGAAAAACAAAUUGUUUUAUCUGUUGAAAACAUCAGCAAGACAGAGUUCUGUUAUUAGUAUCGAUAUUUGUGAAGAUGAUGAAAUGUGCGCUGCUAAUUUGGAGCGAUUGAAUGAACUCUUUCGCGCGUCCAGCCAAUGAUAACAGAAAUCGCCGACCUCCUUCGUGUGCCCAAACAAUGACAACAGAAAUUGCCGAACUCUUUCGUGCGCCCAACUAAGGUGACAGAAAUCGCCACUCGUUCGUGUGUCCAGCCAAUGAAAACACAAAUGAUAUACUUUGCGUCACCAGACCAGAUCGAAAAAAGGGUUUGGACAAAAAACUUUCGCGAAUCGAGGAAAAAGGUUAUUUUUGCGUAAAAUAACUUUUGCGAAUAAGGAAACAAUAAGAUUUUUUUUUAAUUUUUUAUAAUUUUUCUUGAUUUGUUCAACGUAAAAAACUGAUUUUUUAACUUUCCACUCAGAAUCAGUUUCGCCAUCACAAUGUA